Ictalurus punctatus (channel catfish) is the source of this 6189-nucleotide messenger RNA. It is a transcript of the gene asap3, whose product is annotated as ArfGAP with SH3 domain, ankyrin repeat and PH domain 3. The coding region runs from base 386 to 3307 and encodes 973 amino acids. Gene Ontology annotation, biological process: positive regulation of GTPase activity. The record is from RefSeq and is a predicted model, not a curated record. Gene Ontology annotation, molecular function: protein binding; GTPase activator activity. The transcript has 26 exons. Gene Ontology annotation, cellular component: cytoplasm. Lineage: Eukaryota; Metazoa; Chordata; Actinopteri; Siluriformes; Ictaluridae.
UAGCCUCUGUAGUUUUCCGCGCGCUCUAUUUAGCAUGGACGACCCAAACAUUCCCACGUGACGCUUCAACGAUUAGCUCACGAGCACGCGCUGCUGCAGGAGAGGGUAAAGAAGAAAAAAAAAAUUGACAACACACACACACACUCACAGAGCAGUCGGUGGAGGGAGAAAGAAAUGAGGAGCGCACGCCUUUCCCUCUCAGUGCACAUUUACUUGCUGAUAUGUUUCCGUUUCUUCUUUGCACUGUGGAAAUGUUUUCAUGAGGAUUUACACAAGGCUCGUUCGGGCGCGUGCUUGGUGUGAUUGAUUUGAUUGCUUAAAAAAAAAACAAAAAAAAAAACAAGUUCACUGAAGAAAGUUUGAAUUCGUGGACAUCGUGGCAGCCAUGCCGGAGAAAGUGAGCAUCUCAGACUUCGUCUCGUUGGCGAAUGAGGACAUCACGUCGCCAUCCACGUCGUGUUUUCAGGCUAAAAUGAGCGACUGUCGGAGCACAGUGACGGGCCUGGAGGAGAUUCUGGAGCAGGACCAGAGCUCUCUGCAGAGGAUGAAGAAGAUGGUGAAGGGCAUCCACAGCUCUGGUCUCAAUCACGUGGAGUGUAACGAGCAAUACAUCGAGGUUUUGGAGAACCUGGGAAACAGUCAUCUAUCUCAGGACAAUAUUGAGAUCUCCACAGGGUUCCUUAACCUGGCAGUGUUCACAAGGGAGGUCACCGUGCUCCUCAAAACUCUGGUGCAGAAUCUGAACAGCAUCCUCUCCUUUCCUCUGGAGAACAUCCUGAAGAGUGAACUGAGAGACAGCCGACUGGAUCUGAAGAAGCAUAUGGAGAGAGGCUGGAAGGAUUAUGACGUUAAAAUGGGGAAGUUGGAGAGGGAGAGGCAAAAGCAGUUCGGUCUGGUGCGCCUGGACUCGGAUAUAGUGGAAGACAUGGAGAGAGAGAGGAGGACUUUCCAGCUGCAGAUGUGUGAGUAUUUGCUGAAGGUUCAGGAGAUGAAGAUACGACAAGGUCCUGAUCUGCUCCAGAGCCUUAUCAAGUAUUUCCAAGCCCAGCUCAAUUUUUUUCAGGAUGGACUGAAAGCUGCUGAAAAUCUCAGUCCAUUUGUGGAAAAGCUAGCAGCCUCUGUUCAUACGGUUCGCCAGGACGAGGACGAGCAGGUGAAGCAGCUCUCUCAGCUCCGUGACUGUCUCAGGAGUCAGCUACAAGUGGAGGGUAAAGAGGAUUAUCUAAACAGAAAGAACGCCGGUCACGGAUACAGCAUCCACCAGCCACAGGGCAACAAAAAAUACGGCACCGAGAAAUCAGGCUUCCUGCUCAAGAAGAGCGAUGGAAUCAGAAAGGUAUGGCAGAAGAGGAAAUGCGGAGUCAAAUAUGGCUGUCUGACCAUCUCUCAUAGCACGAUUAACAGACCCCCAGCCAAACUCAACCUCCUCACGUGUCAGGUUCGGCCCAACCCUGAGGAGAAGAGGACCUUUGACCUUGUGACUCAUAAUCGCACGUAUCAUUUCCAAGCAGAGGAUGAACAAGAAUGUAUGAUCUGGGUGUCUGUACUCCAGAACAGUAAAGAGGCGGCUCUGAACACGGCUCUGGGAGGAGACCAGCUGCAGUAUCCGGGCAGCGGGCUGCAGGAUCUGGCGCGUUCUGUAAUUUCAGGCCUGAGAAAUCUUCCAGGCAACGAUACCUGCUGUGACUGCAGUGCUCCGGAACCCACCUGGCUCUCCUCUAACCUGGGCAUCCUGACCUGCAUCGAAUGUUCAGGAAUCCACCGCGAGCUCGGCGUUCACUACUCGCGCAUACAGUCGCUCACUCUCGACAUGCUCAGUACAUCUGAACUACUGCUUGCAGUGAGCAUCGGUAACAACAAGUUUAAUGACGUCAUGGAGGCCAACCUGCGCGAUGACUCAGUGAAACCCUUACCGCAGAGUGACAUGAAUGCGAGGAAGGAGUACAUCAUGGCGAAGUACGUGGAGAGGCGCUACGUGUUGCCUAAAGAGCACUCUGAGCCCCUGCGUGUGUACGAUGCCGUGAAAUCCAGAGACCUGACAUCCCUCCUCCAGCUGUACGCCGAGGGAGAAAGCCUGUCCAAACCCACAGCUGUACCCGAUCAACAGGAUUUGAAAGAGACGGCUCUGCAUGUGGCUGUGCGUCUGGCUGAGAAGAGCUCUCUGGCCCUUGUUGAUUUUCUCACACAGAACUGUGGCUGUCUGGAGAAGAAGACAGUGGAAGGAAACACAGCUCUUCAUUACUGUGCGAUGUACAAUAAACCAGAAUGUCUAAAACUGCUGCUUAAAGGGAAGGCUACUUUACACACAGCGAACACGGCUGGAGAGACCGCGCUGGACAUCGCCAAGAGACUGCAGCACACACUGUGUGUCGACUUGCUGGAGCUGGCUCACAGCGGGAAAUUUAACUCCCAGAUCCACGUUGAGUACACAUGGGAGAUGCCGCAGGAGUUCCUGUACGACAGCGAAGACGAUCUGGAUGAGAAGGUCAGUCCACCCCGGGCUCUGCGCUCGCCUCCGCCCUCUAUUGGCUACUUUGGGAAUUCUCCGUGGAGCUGUAACAGCAGCGACCCUACCAGACCAUACCAGAACGUAGACUUUGUUUGCGGCAACACAGCGAGCAGCAGCACCUCCUCUGGAGGCAACACACCUCCUCCCCUCCCUGCUAAAUCCAUUCAGAGAGGUCGAUCCGACCCCCAAAUCAGCACCUCCACCCAGGAGUCUCACCCUUUUUCCCGCCACAGCUCCAGCUCCUGGAGUGGUUCCCAUAGAAACGGCCCCCCUUCACCCAUGAACGAGGUCACAGGGUCACGGGCUCCCCGCUCACCUCGCAACGGAGUGCUGAAGAGACAGACGGUUGUCUGGGAGGGACCAAGUUCAUCAGUGACGCAGAGCUCCAUCGGGCCCGUCGUGUCGGAGAAGACGACGUCGUAUCGGCGAACAAGUACUGGAAGUGGGAAGUGUGCAGCAGGUUCUCCCAGCUCUGGAAGCAGCAUGGAGGAGCUCUACUGCAGUCUGACCAAUAACAGCACUGCUAAUGUUAACGCUAACCUCACCGUGCCCGUCAUUCUACCACCACCUCCCCGGUCACGCAAGAACGCCAUGAGUUCAGUGAGGCCUCUGAAGAGGAAGGUUCGAGCGUUAGUGGACUGUAUGAGUGUGGGCUCUGACCAGCUGGCCUUCUGUAAAAAUGAUAUUAUCAUAGUGACUGCUGCGGAUGAUCCCCACUGGUGGGUUGGGCAUGUAGAGGGAAAGCCGUCCAAAAGCGGCUCCUUUCCAGUCAAUUUCGUUGUGAAACUGGGAGAAUGAUUCUUCCGGAAGCUUCCGCCGCGCGAGACGAGCGACCACACUGCUUUCAUCUGAAAAGUGCUCAUCUGUGUCGGUGUGGAACAGCGUGUGCUGCAGUAAAGUGGGUUUAAAGGGGAAAUCUAGCUACACAUUGUUCCUCAGACUGUUUAGCACAUCACUCGUAGCACUUUAGUCAUUAAAUUGGCGUGCGGAGCAGGAGAGAGGCCGGUGCACGAAGCAGCACUUAGUAAACACACGUACGAACUCAUAACAGUAACGGGAAGCCGUCGGUCUGGAAAGAUAGCAGAUGGAUCAUCAUAAAUGCAAUGCGCUUCCUGACAGUUCAUACCAAGUCCCCAGGUUUCAUUGUUUAAUGGAUAUUGUCGAGGCGCUGGUGAAUGGCAUCCAGUGACUGGAUAAAGAAACACGAUCCUCACCGACUGACUUUCAGCCCAGUGAGGGAGAGACCGAGAUCGAGACAGAGAAAAGGAAAGACGGAGGUAUUGUGUUUCCAGGCUUUAACUGGGAUGCUCUGCUUAUCUUUCUGCUGAAUCAGCAUUCUCUCACUGGAAGACUUUAAACUCUGUUUGGACAGCCAACAUUCUGCAUUCACAUGGAGUCAUGUGUUCACCGUGUUUACAAGAAGAUUUCACAUCAACGGCUCAGUCGAGGAGUUCGAGACUCUGCGUUUUCUAGAUCACGAGCUGUGACACAACGUGGACGUUUUUCACAAGGGCUAAACCUGUAAUACUCAUCAUACUGAGUCUUUUGUUCAUUACUUACCAACACGUCAAGAUGAUGUUGAUAUUUUAAAUGGUUUUGAUGUAAAUUUGUUUCCGUGGUUAUUUUGCCUUUACGUUGCCCAGAUAACAAGAAAAUAUUGCAGCUCCAUGCUAGCUCACCAAAUCAGCAAACUCGGUCAUUACCUAGCUUAUUUUACUGUCUAGUUCGUUUAUAUUGUCUAGUCGUAAUAUUUACACAACUUUAACCAACAUCACAAGUUCACCAUCAGUUCCAACGAGUUCUUUACACACAGAUUUAGAAAGCAAAAUGCGUACAAGCCCCGUUCUUUCCUGACGUUUACACUAAUACCAAACUCGCCAAUCUAAAAGAUGCACUUAGAGCAGCCAACAGUCUGUAAAUAAUAAGUGUUUAAUUGUUGCUUCACGGUCCAUCGUUGUAACGCAAUUUAUUUUUAAAUGGGGAAUAAAACUCACAAGGCACGAUUAUUCUAGAGCACUUUCACACCUAUUCUGUUUGUUAAAUCUGAAUCGGAUUUAGCGAAAUUGGUACUUUGGGUUCGUUUACUAUUUGGUUUGGGUUCGCACUGCAUAUAAUUAAAACAACAACAAUAAUAAGCUGAACCAGUACAGUUACAGUGUCACAGAUAUUAGCCGAGCACAGAGAACGUGAAGCCGGCGCUGAACAAAUGAUAAUAUAUUUAUAUAAAUAAGGAGUUUUUGAAGCGUCGUCGUGUGUGAAAUGCAGAGUUUCUUUUCUCUCUUAUGGCAUUUGGCAGAUGUCCUUAUACAAAGCGACUUAGAUUUAUACAACGCAGCAGUUGCUGGUGUUAAGGGUCUUGCGCAGCUUGGCACUGGUGCUGGGGUUUGAACUCCUGACCUGCCGAUCAGUAGUCCAACAUUUUAAUUACUGAGCUUCCACUUCUCCUGUUUGUUCAUCAGGCGAAAUAUCUAGAACUCGUGGCAUUUCUGAAGCGCUACAGCGCUGUCCUUUGGCUCGGUUUGCGGCUCACGUGUACCAAACCAACGACGACACCGUGUCUUUCUUGGUUCGUUUCCUGCACUCGGGUCGAUUCAGCGUCAAAUCGGUUUCUCGCUGCAAACAAACCACGCUCGAUUGCCUUCAUAUGGACCAGGGGUGGGCACUCUUAUGUGGGUGCAGGUUUUCACUCCAACCAAGCAGGAGCCACAUCUGAUUCCACCUAUUUAAUCAGUCGAUCUUGGCUUUCAAUAGAUUCAGGUGUGGCUUCUGCUUGGUUGGAAUGAAAACCUGCAUCCACACCGGCCCUUUCCGGAUAAGACUCGCCCACCCCUGAUAUGGACCGAGACCAAGUCGCUCGACACUUUCAUGCCGGUCGUUUUGGUUCACGACUGAGUGUGAGCGCAAUGUUUACUCCUGCCUAAAAAUCCACACAGAGGUGAAAAACGCACCAGGGUUUCAUUUAAAUGGACUAAACACUCUACAUUUAAUGUUGUCCAUCCACACUAAGAGCUCUGUCCAUGGGAAGUGAGACAGUCUGAUUGCCACAAAAUGGUGGAUCAGGUUCGUAUAACAAAGUGAGUCUGAUGUCUGAGAGAAUGAAAAUGUGGAAAUAAUUUGAUUUCUACGUUCAGUUGUACAACAUGGAUGGAUUUAUCUUACUAUCUUACAGCCUUGAUUUUAAAAAGCAGUAUUUUCCAAAUUAGCCAAUAAUCAAACUCUUAGAUGUUCUAAAGAUGAGUCAGAACAUGUACUGACUGUAUUAUGUGUGAGAUUGUUCAGUAUUUUGUGUGUAUGUGUUUUAUCGACCCACCCCCUAGCUUUAGUACUGCAUUGCAUUCGAGCUGCUUUUAGAGAUCCCUCUGCAUUAUUGACGACAGGAUAGGGGGGAGUACCGGCAGGUGCACUCCUGCGCUCCACUUAACUACUUCUGUGAAGCAAUUAGAGGCCCCCAGUAUCCAAAACAUUCAGUUCAACUGACUUUUUGUUUGUAAAGGGAAAAAAAACAAAAAACAACAACCUUGUGGGGAAUGAAAUGUUUUUAGUAAUGAACCUGACGUGUAAUUUUACCUUGAAGAAAUGUCCUUCCUUUUUAUGACCGUUAAUAUCUUAUUGUCUCAUUCAUUGUUGUUCUAUGUUAAGCAUUUUUAGAUCCAAUAAUGUCAAUAAAUUUUUAAGCUAUA